AUGGCUGAAGCAAUUGUUUCUUUUGUCUUGAAGCAACUGGGUUCAGUUCCUUCUGAGCAGGCUUCUGGCUACAUCACAAAACAAGUGAGCCUUGUUGGGGAUGUUGACGAAGAAGUAGAGAAGCUUACGCACAACCUUGAAGCCAUUCAAGCUGUGUUAUUUGAUGCAGAGCAAAAACAAAUGAAGACUGCAGCUGUGAGACUAUGGUUACAUCGUCUCAAAGACGUAUGCUAUGACGUGGAAGAUGUGCUGGAUGAGUGGAAUACUGCAAUCUUGAAAUUGCGAAUUGAGGGAGGUCACGAUCAUAAUGCUAUUGCUCCGAAGAAGAAGGUGUGUUGCUUCUUUCCAUUUCGUUGUUUUGGUUUCAAAGAAGUUGUUUUACGUCGCGACAUUGCAAUUAGGAUAACUGAUAUAAAUAAAAAGCUAGAUCCUAUAGCCAAAGAGAAAAAUGAUUAUAAUCUUAAUGUGAUUAAGGCUAUUGAGAGAUUUGAUAAUCAACAAAUGCAAACUACUUCUUUUAUUGAUGUCUCUGAUAUAAUUGGUAGAGAAAAUUUGAAGAAUGAUUUAGUAAACAAGUUAUUGUGUGAGGAUCGUGAAAAAAACCUCCAUAUCAUCUCGCUUGUAGGGAUGGGGGGAAUAGGAAAAACAACUCUUGCCCAAUUUGCCUACAAUAACAAUAAGGUGGAGAACAAUUUUGAUAAAAGAAUCUGGGUGUGUGUCUCAGAGCCUUUCGAUGAGAUUAGGAUUGCCAAAGCAAUAAUUCAAUCUCUCGAGAAUUAUACUUCUAAUGUAGUAGAAUUAGAAUAUCUUCUUCAUUGUAUUCGUGACUCUGUUAAGACUAAAAAAUUUUUGCUUAUUUUGGAUGAUGUGUGGACUGAAAAUGACAAGAAAUGGGAACCAUUCUAUAAUUGUCUAAAGAAUGGUCUUCAUGAGAGUAAAAUUUUAAUUACCACACGUAAAGAGUCAGUUGCACGUAUAAUGAAAUCAAAUGAUAUCAUAAAUGUUGGUGAAUUGUCUAAUGAGGAGAAUUGGUUAUUUUUUGAAAAGCUAGCACUUUCUGAAAGACUUCCUGAAGAGUAUAAAAAUUUAGAAGAAAUUGGUAGGAAAAUAGUUAGGAAGUGCAAGGGGUUACCUCUUGCUGUAAAAACUAUUGGGAGUCUCUUGCAGUUUAAAAAAUCUAAAGAGCAGUGGCAACAUGUGUUAGAUAGUGAAAUGUGGAAGUUUGAAGAUACUGAAAAAGGUCUUUUAACCCCUUUGAUGUUGAGUUAUAAUGAUUUACCUCCAAUGGGUUAUCUUAGAGAAGAAAAAGAUGAUGAGAAUGAGGAUAUAAUUGGUGAAGAGUAUUUUGACUAUUUAGUGGCAAGAUCUCUCUUACAAAAGCAUAAAUCAUUUUCUGGUUCGUACAUGCAUGAUAUAGUACACGACUUUGCACAAUUUUUGGGUGAUAAAGAGUGCUUAUCAAUAGAAGUGUAUGGCGACGAAGACCCACUUAAGAACUCUCCUAAGGACAGAGGGAUUGGAAAAUUAGUAAAUUUGAGGCGUUUGGAAUAUAAUGAUUUUCGGGGUACACUACUUUACACGCCAAAAGGGGUAGAGAAAUUGACAGGUCUUCGAAGGUUAGGUUCAUUUGUCAUACGGGGUGGUGGUGAUCAUGAUAACAAAGCAUGUAGUUUUGAAGGACUGAAAAAUUUGAAUCGUCUUGAAGGGGGGCUUAUAGUAAGAGGAUUGGGAAAUGUAACAGAUGUCAGCAAUGGGAAACUGGCAGAAGUUUUUAAGAACAAGGAAAAACUCCGGUGGUUGGAUUUAAAGUUUGAUAAACGUGGAGAAGUGGAGAGACUAGAUGAGGAUGAUGAACUAAUACUUGAAACCUCACAACCACCACCAAAUUUAGAGACUCUAAGUAUAUACUACUACAAAGGCAACACAUUCCCUGCCGCUUGGACGACUUUAACCAAACUGAAGGAGUUAAGACUUAAGGAUUGCCCCAAGUUAAAGGCACUGCCAGACAGCCUUCUGCAGAGGACAACACUCCAGGAAUUGUCUAUUAGUGGAUGUCCUUUUCUAUGUGAACGAUACAACAAGGAAACAGGAGAGGACUGGCCCAAGAUCUCUCACAUCCCUUAUAUCAGCAUCAAUCUUCAGUUUGUACGAAGUGGGCAAUGA
Mangifera indica (mango) is the source of this 2163-nucleotide messenger RNA. Its product is annotated as putative disease resistance protein RGA3. Gene Ontology annotation, molecular function: ADP binding. Lineage: Eukaryota; Viridiplantae; Streptophyta; Magnoliopsida; Sapindales; Anacardiaceae. The coding region runs from base 1 to 2163 and encodes 720 amino acids. The record is from RefSeq and is a predicted model, not a curated record. Gene Ontology annotation, biological process: defense response to other organism. The transcript is spliced from 3 exons.